CCCCCUUCUACAUUCUUUAGUUGUUUUAUAGCCGUUGUAGACUUACAGUUCUUGGUUCUGUGGCGUGGCGAAAGCAAUUUAUGAUGAUAAGUUAAACACAAAUAAAAGUGGUGUAGUUACUGUGUUUUUCUAUUAAACCAUACCACAUUGUUUAUGUUAUUUUUUAAUAUAAAUUCAGGAAAAACGAAGAGUAAUACGACAAAAUGACGGUCUUCGGAAUGGUGUCCGCGGUAGCGGGCUUUAUAAAAGUCCGUUAUCUGAUUGAUAAAGCUAUGAUUGAUAACAUGGUAUUUAGAGCCCAUUAUAGAAUUACAUCUGCCAUACUCUUCCUAUCAUGUAUCAUAAUAACAGCAAAUAACCUUAUCGGUGACCCGAUCCAGUGCAUAAAUGAUAGAGGUGUUCCUGGGCACGUUAUAAAUACAUAUUGUUGGAUAACAUACACCUUUACAUUGCCACAUGAACAGGGUAAACGUAUUGGAACAGACGUUUCUCAUCCUGGAUUAGGAAACGAUAAUCAGGAUAAAACAUAUCACAGCUAUUAUCAAUGGGUGCCAUUUGUUUUGUUUUUCCAGGGAUGUUUGUUCUAUAUACCACAUUGGAUUUGGAAAAAUUGGGAACAAGGAAAAGUAAGAAUGAUAACGGAAGGUUUAAGAGGUCUUUUAAUUAGUUCAAAGGAAGAACGAGAGCAUAGACAAUCUAGAUUAGUGCAAUAUUUAAUAGAAACUAUGCAUUUGCAUAAUACUUAUGCAUUUGGGUACUUUUUGUGUGAGGCUCUUAAUUUUAUUAAUGUUCUAGUAAAUAUAUUUAUGACAGACAAAUUUUUGGGAGGAUCAUUUUUAAGUUAUGGUACUGAUGUUAUAAGUUUUUCUAACCGAAACCAGGAAAACAGAACGGACCCUAUGAUUUCGGUUUUUCCUAGAGUAACCAAGUGCACAUUCCAUAAAUUUGGCCCCAGUGGAUCAAUUCAAAAACAUGACGCCCUAUGUAUUUUGGCAUUAAAUAUUUUAAAUGAAAAAAUAUAUAUUUUUAUUUGGUUUUGGUUUAUAAUGCUAGCAGUGUUAUCAGGACUUGCCAUGGUUUAUUCAGCAGCUGUAAUAUUAUUACCAAGCACUAGGGAAACUAUUUUAAAAAGAAGAUUUAGAUUUGGAGCUCCUAAUGCUGUGGAUACAAUAAUAAGGAAAACUCAAGUUGGAGACUUUUUAUUACUACAUUUACUGGGGCAAAAUAUGAAUCUGUUAGUUUUUGGUGAGAUUUUGGAAGAAUUUGUUAGAAGGCUUAAUUUUGGAAGUAACAGUAAUCUACCUUCGGCUCCAAGUACUUUAGAAAUGAGUCCAAUUUAUCCCGAAAUAGAAAAAUAUGGAAAAGAGACUGAGACAUAAAUAAAACAUCAUAUAUUAUUUAAUAAUAAUAUAUUUAUGUACACUUGACAAAUGACAAAAUGUUUAAUGGUAAAUUUGUGAUCAUUUAGGAUAUUUAUUAAUGCUUAAGGUAUUUCAUUUUUUUAAUUUAGUGAUAAGGUUUAUUACAUUAAGUAAGACUUAUUGUCCCAAUCUAGUUUAUUGAAAUAAAUUUUUAAUUUGCUAA
Brassicogethes aeneus is the source of this 1584-nucleotide messenger RNA. The record is from the annotation of a GenBank genome assembly. NCBI's taxonomy places the organism in Eukaryota, Metazoa, Arthropoda, Insecta, Coleoptera, Nitidulidae.